Messenger RNA from Naegleria lovaniensis, 507 nucleotides. RefSeq lists its product as uncharacterized. The transcript is spliced from 2 exons. The record is from RefSeq and is a predicted model, not a curated record. NCBI's taxonomy places the organism in Eukaryota, Heterolobosea, Eutetramitea, Acrasida, Naegleriidae. Bases 1 to 507 code for a protein of 168 amino acids. Gene Ontology annotation, molecular function: DNA binding; RNA binding. Gene Ontology annotation, cellular component: nucleolus; exosome (RNase complex). Gene Ontology annotation, biological process: regulation of gene expression; maturation of 5.8S rRNA.
AUGAAUAACUCAAUGAUGUUGCCGUCGGAAAUUGAACAAAACAUACUUGCAUUCAAUCGUUCUCUAAAACAAGUGGAGAGUAUGGUACAACCUCUUUUAGAGCAACCACUCACUACAAAAACCUCAAAAUUGGAUCCUGAGUCAAGAGCUAAAGUGAAUUUAUGUUGUGCCUAUACAGUGAAUACUCUGUUUUAUUUGUAUUUGAAAACGCAAGGAAUAAAUCCUGAUGAUCAUCCAAUCAAGCAAGAAAUUGCUCGCAUUCAGCUCUAUUUUAAAAAGCUGAAAGAAAGGUCCAACAAGGCUUCUGCUGCCUCAUCAAAUGACAAUAGUAGUAUUAGCAACAAUCAUUUGAACAACAACAACAACACAACAACCAAUGUGGAUGAAGCCUCUCAACAAGUAUCAUCAAACCCAUCCUCACCAUCCAACAACACCAUUCUUGAUGGUGACAAUAAAAAGCGUAAAAAUAAGGCUUCUGACUCUUCAAAGAGGAAGAAGAAGAAGUAG